Nezara viridula (southern green stink bug) is the source of this 1905-nucleotide messenger RNA. NCBI's taxonomy places the organism in Eukaryota, Metazoa, Arthropoda, Insecta, Hemiptera, Pentatomidae. The record is from the annotation of a GenBank genome assembly.
CAGCAAUAUCUUGGAGGGGAGCUCUCGGCGAGCUCAGUCGGUGUCGGGCCUUCGGGGAAGGAUGGGACGGUCUGUCUUAGCGAUAUCAUCCUGUCUUCUCGCGAUCGUACUCGUAGGUCGCUCUGACCAAAGGGACGACGUGACCCUCAGACAGGUCUGGGACGGCGGGACGCUGCUUCAGCUGCUUUACUCCGGUUCCGGGGAACCCCUGGCUUGCGAGACUUCCAAGGGCCCCGAACUGGAGGGUGUUCUGGAAGCGGCCAACGUGACGGAAGCCCGAAGAGACUGUCGUUCAGCCAAUGUUCGUCACCUUAGGAUAAGGAGAGCAACGAGACACGGAAAGCACCAGAAAAACAGGGCAAGGCACAAGAAAGCCAAAAACAAGAAUCACCUGGCAAAGGGUAAAAAAGCCAGCUGGAAGCACGCCUUCAUCACCCCGGGCACGAAGUGGUGCGGGCCGAGCAACAGGGCGAGGACGUACGACGAGCUGGGGAUCCAGUUCGAGGCGGACCGGUGCUGCCGGAGGCACGACCAGUGCCAGAGGUACAUCCUCGCCAUGUCCCAGGGCUACAGCAACUUCAACUUGAGCCCUUUCACGCUCAGCCACUGCACCUGCGACAGGAGGUUUCGAACAUGCCUGAAGAUGUCUGGUUCCACCGCUUCGAACUUCGUCGGCAAGCUCUUCUUCAACUUGGUACAGACCAAGUGCUUCGUUCUUAAGACGGAACGCAUUUGCGUUGAAAGGAACUGGUGGGGCAAGUGCCAAAAAACGGAACUGCGCAAGCUGGCGCACAUCAGGACCAACAUGGCCUACUAGAUCUGCGGUGUACGUUACAUCGACAUGUUAUGACUAAUUUUUUUGGUGCUAAUAUACUUUAUCGUUUUUAUUGCCUAAGUACUUAGGAUCUAAUUCCUCUAACUUAAAAUUUUAUUGUUAUGUUGAUUUUUUUUUAUUUCUAUUUAUUUUUUACAAAAAAAUUAUGAUUUAAUAAUCACAAAGUGAUAUGAUUGACUGUAUAGUUGAGCUAUUCUAUGUUCCCUGAGUAGAAUGGGGUACAUUUUUUGUACAGAUUAGCAAUGUUAGAUAAAGAAAAAUGAAUUUGGAAAAACAAUGGUGAUUAAUACUUAAAACACAUUAUUGUGCUAAACAUCAUAUGAUAUACAAAUAAAAUCUACUUUCCAGCUAAGUUGUACGAAUUUGUUGACUAAUGUUCCUAAGAAAUUCAUUAAUUAUCUUAGAUCUUUGGAAUAAUCUUAUAAACUUAUUCAUUUUGAUGUAGAUCACUGUUAACUGUAUGUAAUCAUUAAAACAAGGUGAAUUACAAAGGCCAAAGAUAAAAGCCAAUAUGUCAUAGAUACAUAACAGUAUUUUUAAAUAAUAAUAAAUUAGCUACUUAAAGUAUAAGUUUUAGCAGUUAAUGAUAUUGUCAUUGUCUGUUAUUAUUUAUAUAAUAUUCCAUUUGUAGAAAUUGUCCAGACUUCUGUGCAAUGUAGAAAUAAGUUUACUUUUGUAAAUAACAAAGAAUAUAUAUUGUAUUUAUUAAAACUAAAAUUAAGUUGUGUUGUUAAGUUUUUAACAAUUAUUUACAUAACAUUAUUGUAUAAAUUUUUUGUGAUAUAAUAAUGAUACAUAUAGUUUGAUAGUUACGGCUCAAUCAGAAAGCAAUAUGUAGUAAAUAAGACAACUGUUAUAACUGGUAAAACCAUACCAUUCACCUAAAAUAUGUUAUAGUUCAAGUCAUAUGAAAUAUAGUAAUUAUUUAUAUAUUUUGCUAAAUAUUCCACUAUGGUAACCAAAUAGUUAUUUUCAUAGUCAUUCAUCAAGUCCUGUAGGCUGCACAUUCCUGUGUAAAAUAUUAUUUUGUCAUUGUUAAAGAAUGAAUAAAAAUGAUGUGUAAAUAUGUA